CUCAGGUCUCAAGUGACACACCGGGGAGGAGGGGGGGGGGUGUUUAUUUUUAGCCCCUGAAUGGAUCUGUGCUGGAGCCCAGCUCGCUGCCCCUGUCAAGGGCAUGGAUAACUUCGAGUACAGCAUCCAGCUGAACGACAGGGAGUGGGCUGAGUUCCUCUCGGCGUCGGAGGAAUGCGACCUAGCGCCGGCCACCCUGGCCACGGCCGAGGAGCAGUGUCUCAGUGACAUUGAACAAGGGGACGGCGUGCCGGGGAGGGACUGCACCGAGGGGCAGGUGGCAGCCAAGGUGGGCAGCGAUCCAGGGCCGGGUUGGGGACACUCUGCCCCACGUGGGGUGGCCGCAGACACCUCCCUGAGCCGGCCGGCCGGCGGCCACCUCUCCCCGACCGAGCUCCUUUCGGGCAGCGAGGACGAAGCGGAGCUGGGCUCGGUCAGCAGGUUCCUGUCUGAAAGCCACAAACCCGCCCGCCCUCGGUCACCUCCGAUGCCCAGCGCCCAGAGGAGGCAGCCCUCCUGUCCCCCCGCUCCAGCCACCCCGGCGGGGGGCACGGCCCCGGGCACCCCCCGGCAGGACGCGGGAUGUGAGGAGCCAGCGGCACCGCAGCCGCCCUCGGAGGAAGGAGAAGGCAGAGGCUGCCAGGCCAUGGAGACCCCCAAGCCCCCAGCCGGAGCAGGAGCCCAAGGAGGGGAGGAGGGAGGCGAAGAGCCCCGUGCCAGCCCGCUGGUCCCGCAGCCUCUCCCGCUGAGCGGUUCGCCGGCGACCAGGAGGAAAAACCCACGAACGGAGCCCGUGCAACGGGGACCCCCGCGGGACCACCCUCCGAGUCCGUCCCUGGAGACUGCACCCAAAACCCGGGAGGAGGCGAGCGGGGAAAAAACAAGCACGGAACCCAGCUCCCCGGACGUGGUGAGGCCCAAGGUGCCAGGGCAGCAGAGAAAGAACCGCAAGCAGCGCGGAGCCGGGGCCACCGAGGUGGCACAAGGGGACAGGGAACCAGCGGGGGCUGCGGCACAGGGCGCUGGAGCAGCUGUGAAGGCACCUUCGAGCUCACCCCUCACCUCACGGAAAAGCAAAGGGAAGGAGAAGGCAGCGAAGCCGCCUCUGGUGAAAGUGGGGAGCGAGGAGGCAGCGGAGAGCAAGCGGGCGGUGCCCUGCCCUGGCAGAGAUGAGGGUGAAGCAGCCACGAGUGCUCCUCCAAAGCAGAAGGUGAAGGAGCCACCAGAGACACAGCCCCCAGGGAAGGAGAAGGCCACCAAGCACUCGAAGCCGGAGCAGGCUGGUGGCUUGGGCAUUUGUGACACUGUGGCAGUGAUCCCGGCCAACGGAGCCGUGGCUCCCGCGGGAGAGGCAUGCCAGGAAGUGCUGGAGAAGCCUCUCCAUCCCAAGAGCAUGGUGGCUUCUGAAGGGGCUGGCUCUGGGACAGCUCCCAAGGAGCCUGCAGCUGAGCCCCCCGUGGAACUGGGCCCCCCGUGCUCUGUAGAUGGAGCCUCUGCAAAGGUAGACACUCUGGAUGUAACCUGGCCAGAGAUGUAUGAGUAUUUGUUCUGUGAAUCCCAAGGGGAAGAAGAAGAACUGGGGAACUCACUGGAAGGGGAGAAAAAACGCUUGGAAGGGGAAAUGUCCUGGCCUGAACUGUAUGAAUAUUUUUUCAGUGAACCAGAAGGAAACAGGAAAAAAGUCAAGGGUAAAGAGAGGAAGCGAAAGAAGUUCAGCAGCUUGGACCACACUCAGCUGCAGAAUGACAAUCCCAGCUCGGCUCCAGUCAAAGACUCCCUGGUUAUCUCGGUCCCUGAGAUGUCCAAACACUUCUUUCCAGAUGGGCCUAGGAACAGAACGGGCUGGAGAGGGAUUUUCCCCAUCACUUCAGCCUCUGAGGUGAAGAAAGCUGUGGGGGCUUUGAAGUCCCUCCUGCAGAAGCCAGUGAGCCUGCUCAGGGGCCAGUCCCCAGCUCCCCAGGCUCUUGUGAGGAGAGCAUCUGGAGAGAAACUCGCCCUCAUCCCACUGUCUCCCCUGGGAAGAGGCCAGGAGCCACCAGAAGGUUUGGACAUGGCCCUUGCACUGACAGGGAUUCCUGAAGCCCCGUUGGUGCUGACCCACAAGGACAUGUGCCUGGUCUUCUGUGCCUUUGCCUCCUGGGCAGUGAAGACUUCAGACCUGCAGGCUCCAGAUGCCUGGAAGACCAUGUUCCUGGCAAGUUUUGGCACCCUUUCUGCCAUCCGCUACUUCAGACGGCAGGUGAGAGAAGGACACCCCCGGAUCUAAGCUCCCAAAAUCCAGAGGUGCUUCCCAAGGACAGGCCAGGAUGGUGGAUGCAGAGGCCGGGGACUUUUGUUCUUGGGUGGUAUGAGAAGCCUGGACCCCAGCACCAAGACUUCUCUGGACCCAUCCCUAAAGGGGGCAAGGAUGUCACGGGGAGCAGGAUCCUUCCAGUGACAGUGGUUUCAAUACGGUAGGCAGUUUGUACCUGUACUGGACAGAAGAGGAGCCCGGGGUGGGCUGGCUCUGUUUCUUUCUUUGUACACUUCUUGCAUAUUUGUGCCAUCAUCUCCUAGGAGUAGUCACAGUGUCUGUUCCAGGGCACUGCUUGCCCGUCCCCUCCACUGAAGUCACCCAGAGGCCAAGGAGGUCGUGGAGGGAGGAGAAAGCAAAAGAAACCAGGAAUGUGCUUGGUUCCUGUGGAAAAGUUGGGGUAUCUGUCAAGGAUGGGAGGAGAGGGCUUUGGAGAAGAGCUGUCUCUGUCCAAACAUGGUCCUUUGCUGGCUAGCUGGGCAGGGGAUGGAGGGGCCAGGCACUUGGCAAGGCCCAGAUCUCCCAUGACCAGUUUGGCUCACUGCAGGAGGACUCAUCCUCUUGGAUUUCACUCCAAGAAGUCACAGCUCGGUCCAACAGUUCAGGAGGCUGGGAUAGGGUUUCUCAUUGCACGUGGUCUGGGUGAGGAUGAGGAGCACUCACUGAAAGGACACGUCUUGGUCCCAUAGGCAGGUGUCACACAGGGUGCUGCAGGAUGAGAAGGGGCAGCAGAAAGAGGGCCUGAGCCCAGGGAAACUUUGGGAAAGAGCCUUGAGGAGGACAGGAGCAUGUUGGAGAUGAGGAAGGGGCACAUGUACUUGUUUGGCUCUGAUAAGCACCAGAUGAAGGGUCUAGAGACACAGAGGAGAUGGGGAGUGAGGAGGCUGAACGUGCAACCUCCUGGGUCUGGAGGGGGCUGGAGGGGACCCAGGAUGGAAGGUGGGGUGAAUAAUUAAAAGUAAAGUGGUUCAGGUUCCUUCCUGAUCACUCAAGGGCAUUAUCCAGGAGGGUUUUUCUUCACCCCCAAGUCUGAUAACAGCACGAAUGUGAGAUUUGUGAAGCACUUAGGGACCAGAUCCACAAAGGUACUUGGUGGGAAAUCUGCCCAGAAUACCCAGAGGGAUCUGCCCAUGAGCUUUACAGGAACAGUCUGUGGCAAUGUGUGUCUUUAAAAAUGAGGGAGAAGAGGUUUAGCUCUUUCCUUGCAGUGCAGAGUGCCAUGUGAUUUUAAUGUGUGAGGUUCCACGGAUUAUUGCUGAUAAGAGAGCAAAUGUACCAUUGUAUGAUGAGAUUUGUAGCAGUAAAUAGCAGGAGAGAAAGAUGUACAGGCUCUAUGUGGACUCUAGCAGCUGUAUAUCCAGUAAAAGGAGUUUUGUGGAGGAGGAGAGCAGAUAAAAUAUGCUGGAAGCUUCUAAUAAAGAUCUAUCUCAUUUAAUACUUUUUGUGUACA
Molecule: messenger RNA, 3743 nt
Organism: Calypte anna (Anna's hummingbird)
Lineage: Eukaryota; Metazoa; Chordata; Aves; Apodiformes; Trochilidae
Gene: PERM1
Product: PPARGC1 and ESRR induced regulator, muscle 1
Exons: 4
Coding region: 104-2266 (720 amino acids)
Biological process (GO): regulation of DNA-templated transcription; response to muscle activity
Cellular component (GO): nucleus; cytoplasm
Source: RefSeq, a predicted model, not a curated record